Molecule: messenger RNA, 473 nt
Organism: Neofelis nebulosa (Clouded leopard)
Lineage: Eukaryota; Metazoa; Chordata; Mammalia; Carnivora; Felidae
Product: histone H2A type 2-C
Exons: 1
Coding region: 38-427 (129 amino acids)
Cellular component (GO): nucleosome
Molecular function (GO): structural constituent of chromatin; protein heterodimerization activity; DNA binding
Source: RefSeq, a predicted model, not a curated record
GUUCAGAGCUUUAGGUGUUGUAACCUCACUUUUAGUCAUGUCAGGUCGCGGAAAGCAGGGAGGCAAGGCCCGCGCUAAGGCUAAGUCGCGCUCGUCCCGCGCCGGCCUGCAGUUCCCGGUGGGGCGAGUGCACCGCCUGCUGCGUAAGGGCAACUACGCCGAGCGGGUGGGGGCCGGCGCGCCGGUCUACAUGGCGGCGGUGCUGGAGUAUCUGACGGCGGAAAUCCUGGAGCUGGCGGGGAACGCGGCCCGCGACAACAAGAAGACGCGCAUCAUCCCCCGCCACCUGCAGCUGGCCAUCCGCAACGACGAGGAACUGAACAAGCUGUUGGGCAAAGUCACCAUCGCCCAGGGCGGCGUGCUGCCUAACAUCCAGGCCGUUCUCUUACCAAAGAAAACCGAAAGCCACAAAGCCAAAAGCAAAUAAACCAUGACAAGCCAAAGACCAAAGGCUCUUUUUAGAGCCACCCAAA